AUGUCGUCUGAUACGCUUUCUCCCACCGAGACCUCGGUCUCGGUUAGCAAGCGCAACAUUGCCAUUGCCGAGCUCGUCAUCUUCUCCCUUAUUCACAUUAUUCAAUUGUCCGUUCGAUACAUGCAAGAGUGGAAGUAUUGGCAUCACAAUAAAAGGCAGAGUAUACCUCGAUGCCUCUUCUACUCCUGGUUCAGCAUGAUUGGACUCUUGUCGCAGAUUCGAAUUGCUAGCUCCGCCAUGAUAAUCUCAACAUCAAAUCCGACCGAGUCAAUGCUCAUCGCCGAGUCGUCCCUGCAAAGUGUAGGCCUCUCGCCGCUGAUGUUUGAAGUCAGCCUUGUUCUGCUGCGAUCUGGCCAAGCUGGUGAACAUGGACCAGGAAACUCAAAAUAUCCCAAAUCACUGCGGAUAAUGAUGCACGGCUUCCGGUUCCCCGUGGUAUUCGCCAUCGUUUUAGGAGUGGUAGGUAGUAUCAUCAAAAUGCCUGCACUCGGCAAAGCCGGAUCCAUUCUUCUCAUUGUCGUCUUUGCCUUUGUCUGUGGCUUGAUAUCUUGGCUUUUGGUCAAGUUUCGCACAACCCUGCCUCUGGCUGGCUACCGCGCAGUCCUGUUGACAUCCUGCGCCUUGCCUUUCUUGCUAGUCCGGGUCAUGUACUUCGUGCUUUUGGAGUUCGGACCUCCAAAGUUCAACCCGGUGUAUGGCAAUGUUGCUAUCUUGGCUAGCAUGGGGCUGUUGAUGGAGAUCAUCGUCGUCUCCUGGCUUAUGGCGGCUCGGGCCGUUGCUGAGCCAAUCUCUGGGUUUAUGGGUAUGAAGCGCAUCACAUCUAUUGACGAGGAGCAACCCGGAAAUUGA
Penicillium cataractarum is the source of this 849-nucleotide messenger RNA. RefSeq lists its product as uncharacterized. Bases 1 to 849 code for a protein of 282 amino acids. The transcript has 3 exons. The record is from RefSeq and is a predicted model, not a curated record. Lineage: Eukaryota; Fungi; Ascomycota; Eurotiomycetes; Eurotiales; Aspergillaceae.